AUGGCCACCAGUACAACUAGAGCACAAGACGUUAUCCUGUGUCACCUUUGUGACAGGAGACCCGCCCUUCUUCACUGUAAUCCCUGUCAGGUCAACUUAUGUGAAGAAUGCGUCGGAAAACACUAUAUGACGUCAUCGUCCUCCAAUCACGAAAUUGUCAAAUACCGAGAGAGAAAAUUCCAUCUUUCAUUUCCAAACUGCAAAGCUCAUAGUUGCGAAAAGUGUACUGUUAAGUGCCAGAACUGUGAUGUAGAAGUUUGCCUCAAAUGCCUCAGCGGAGCCCAUAAUGGGCAUAAAAUUAUUGAAAUCAAGGACAUUGUUGAUGAAAAGAAAAAGCUGGUGGAGAAAGACUCAGCUUAUCUAAAGGAAGAUAUCAUUCCAAAAUUUGAAAAAGCAGAUACAGAAUUAGAAUCGAAAAUUGCGGCUUUAAAUGCUAAAUGUGACGAAUUAGAACAGUCAGUCACAAAGCAUGGGCUAAAAUGGCAGCGAUGCAUUGAAGAAAUCGUAGCGAAAAACAAGAGAGAUAUUGCAGAAAUGAGAGGAAAUGGCAUAAAGAAAUUAAAAGAAUACCAAAAAGAAAUCAAAAAUAAUCUUGCAAGACUGAAUAAAAUUGCUCUGGAGAACAAAAAGAUUUCUCAGUCCAUGGACGUUAGUGACAUCACAAGAUAUGAAAGCCAUAUUCAGAAGUAUCUUAAUAUCUCCUUACAAAUAGAUCUGGAACUACCAGCUUUUGCUUCCAAGGACAUAGAUAAAGGUAAACUUUACCAAGAUUUUGGGAAAGUAAAGGAACCUAGAUCCAAACAGAACCGAUCAACAGAUUAG
Molecule: messenger RNA, 822 nt
Organism: Saccostrea cuccullata (small rock oyster)
Lineage: Eukaryota; Metazoa; Mollusca; Bivalvia; Ostreida; Ostreidae
Product: E3 ubiquitin-protein ligase Midline-1-like
Exons: 1
Coding region: 1-822 (273 amino acids)
Molecular function (GO): zinc ion binding
Source: RefSeq, a predicted model, not a curated record